GUAGAAUGCUCUUUUCUACCAUGUCCUAAUCUUGAGUGCCCUAGAGAGGACUGGGUGCUGGAAGCUGGACAAUGCUGCUUCAAGUGUCAGCAACCACCACCACCACAUACAGGAUGUCCAUUUGAUGACAAUGGAAUUGAGAUCCCAGUUGGUCAGAUUUGGUCUCCUGGGGAUCCCUGUUCAAUCUGCAUUUGUCAGGCAGACAGCACCAUUGUGUGUAAGAAAACAGACUGCGUGGAGACUUGUCCCCAUCCCAUCGUUGUGCCUGGACAAUGCUGCCCUGACUGCUCAGCAGGUUGCUCGUAUGGGCGAAGAACAUACAGAAAUAAU
Molecule: messenger RNA, 330 nt
Organism: Staurois parvus
Lineage: Eukaryota; Metazoa; Chordata; Amphibia; Anura; Ranidae
Source: the annotation of a GenBank genome assembly